This is a messenger RNA of Naegleria gruberi, 1818 nucleotides long. RefSeq lists its product as uncharacterized. The record is from RefSeq and is a predicted model, not a curated record. Gene Ontology annotation, molecular function: protein binding. The transcript has 3 exons. The coding region runs from base 1 to 1818 and encodes 605 amino acids. Lineage: Eukaryota; Heterolobosea; Eutetramitea; Acrasida; Naegleriidae. Gene Ontology annotation, biological process: mitochondrial respiratory chain complex IV assembly.
AUGAGUAAACGUACCUUUGACGAAUACUCCAAUAACGACCACUAUUAUUCAGUUAUCGGCAGCUGCGGAAGUCUGGAAGGAAGGGAAAACACUUCCAAAAGGGUUUUGCCUGCCAUGAUGCAGACAGAGAGUUCUGACGAUUUUAUGGAUGGAAUGCUAAUUAAUACAAAGGAAAAGGUUUCCGCUAUCGAUUAUGAUGAAACGCCAUCAAACUUUUUGAACAUUGAACCUAACCUUCCCGAUUUUGUACACAUGAUGGAAAGCAAGAAGAGAAAGAUUGAUCUUGAAAGUAGUAUUCAACAAUCUAUUGACUCUUUUGAGGAUUUGUUUUUCAAGGCUAUUAAUAAUGGUGAUUUGGACUGUUUAUUAGUGUUACUUCGACAAGUACCUACAAACUUUGAUAUUAAUAUGCCAAAUCAUAUUCAUCCAUUCAAGGAUCAACCUGCAUUACAUAUUGCUUGCAAUUGUGGAUACACGGAUUUUCUCAAAUUAUUACUCGAACAUUUCAAACCAACAUUGAACAUUAACUUGGAAAAUUCAAAGGGUUCUAGGUCGAUUCAUUUUGCAGCCUAUGGAGGUAGUUUACAGAUUUUAAUAACCCUCGUAGGACAUGUUGCUAGAUAUUGUCAUGUUAAUGGCGUCGAUUUGACUUUCCAACAAGGCAAGGAAUUUAUUUUCCAAGGAAGAAACACUGAAAUUUACAUUACACCUCAAAAUGCGAGAGUCAUUCAUGAAUUUGUGAAUAGCAAAACAAAUGACGAAAACCAAAGAACACCCCUAAUAAUUGCAACUGAAAAAGGCAAUACUGAUGCUGUACAAUUCCUAUUGAGUCUAGAUAAGGCGCUUAGAGAAGCUUGCCCAGAACUUCAAGAUGCAACAACAAUUGGAACUCAAGGCAGCUACCUUCCAAUUCACAAAGCUGCUUCUAGGAAUAAUACCGAGAUUAUUCAGCUAUUGCUGGAACAUAAUCCUGGCUCUGUCAAUGCAAAAACCUCAAAGAGAAAAUUUCCAUCAUCCUUUAUUACUUCAUCAAAUCAAGUAAUUUAUAGAGGAUUUUCACAAACACAAUUCAAGAGAAGUGAAGAAAAGAAACAAGAGGAAUCAAGAUCCGAAGAACAAUCACAACAACAACAGGAAGAAAAAAAGAGUUACUUUAAGAGAUUGUUCUCACCAGCCAAUUUGAUCUUGCCAGCCGUGUUCGGAAUUGUUUUAUAUAAUUUUGCAUCAUAUGAUGUUCGUCAAAAGAAACGUGAGGCUGAAUUGGAGAAACAAGCAAGUAGCAAGGCUGUUAAAGCUGUAGGAGCUCCAAAACUUGGAGGUGCUUUCACUCUUGUUAAUACUAAAGGAGAAGUUGUUACAGAUUCUGAAUUUAGAGGAAAAUUCAUGUUCAUGUAUUUUGGAUUUACUAAUUGUCCUGAUGUUUGUCCAACUGAAAUGAAAAAGAUGACAAAAGCACUUCAAAAAAUUGAAAAGGAAAAUCCAGAGUUGGCAGACAAGAUUGUUCCAGUGUUUGUUUCAUGUGAUCCACCUCGUGAUUCAUGCACAGCUGUCAUUGAAUAUCUUCAAGAUUAUCACCCAAGAUUUGUUGGAUUAACUGGUACUCCAGAUCAAAUCAGUAGAAUUUGUAAGAAAUAUAGAGUUUAUUACAAUGCUCCUGAUUACAAGGAAGGAUCACAAGAUUACUUGGUUGACCACAGCAUUUUCAUUUACUUGAUGGAUCCAUAUGGUCACUUGUCUGAAUAUUUUGCUCAAAAUACUACUGCUGAUAAGAUUUACGAAAGUGUUAGUACAGCCUUAAAAUCAUAUAAAUGGGAAUAA